Closterium sp. Yama58-4 is the source of this 3267-nucleotide messenger RNA. NCBI's taxonomy places the organism in Eukaryota, Viridiplantae, Streptophyta, Zygnematophyceae, Desmidiales, Closteriaceae. The record is from the annotation of a GenBank genome assembly.
AUGUUCGCUCAUGUGACGCGAAAUUCCGGACUCCGAGGAAAUGUCAGCCGAUGGCGCGCCAAUGCGCCGCCGAAGACGGUGCCGUUGGGAAGCCGCGGCUCGACGACGCGAUCCGAGCAUAAACGGGACUGCAGCCGGCAUCUCGUUCUUAUCUUAGCCGUAACAAACCUCGCGUUGCUCUUCCUCCACCCACUAUUGACAUUUAGGUCACCGGGUUCCGGUAUCAACGACGAUUAUGAUGAUCAGGAUCCUUUCUCGAGAGCCGCUGCUGACGUGGCAUGGCGAUCGAGGCAGAAAAGAAGGGGUUUGUGGAUCGCGGCUACGCAACGAUGGCGCGGAGCGGACGGCAUUCAGGCAGAGACCAUCGGAAAGCUCUUAAACGAGGACGCGGAGCGGUUCUCCCUGCCAAUCAAGCGGCGCCACGUCAGCACGGGGCACGGGCUGCAGGGAUUCGUCCUCUACAGCAGCUACCGGCUGAACCUGUCGUCCUUUGUGGUGCUCGGGCUCUCCCCCAUGGCGCUUCACUCGCUGCCACGUGUCAACUCGUGCAGAUGGGAGCCGACGAUGCCAGCAUCACAUGCUGAUGAGACACGUGGCACCGAUGGUACACGUGGCAGGGAUGAUACACGUGGCUCAGCCACGUCAGCACAUGCAGGAUUCGCGCGGCAUCUUCUGGAAGUCAAGGGAGGUGGCAAAGAGGGGCCACGGGGGAAGGGGGGUGAGGGAGGUAAAGGGGGGGUUCGAGGGAAAGGGGAUGGGGGGAAUAAAGGGGUGGUACAGGGGAGGAGUGGGGCUGAGAGUGCGGAGGGGAGAAGAGAGAGUGGGAAGAAGGGCGAGGUGGGGAAGACGGAGGGGAUCAAUGUGGUGAAAAGUGGUGCAGUGGGGUUGAAGGAGCAGCAGCAGGCACUGCGGCAGGCAGGCAAGGAGGUUGGGGGUGUCGGUCGGGAAAGGGAAGGAGGGAAGGGAGGGGAGACGGCAGGGGAAAAGGGUGGAGUAAAGGGAGGAAGCAAGGGAGGCGUGAAAGAAGGAGACGAAGGCGGAGGGAAGGGAGGAGGGAAGGGAGGAGGGAAGGGAGGAGGGAAGGGAGGAGAGGAGGAUGGAGUGAUGGGGAAAGAGAAGGGGGGAGGGAAAGGAGGAGAGAAAGGGGGAAGGGAGAGGCCGGAGGAGAAGAAGAAGGUGGUGGGAAUUGGUGCACAAGAGAAAGAGGGGAAUGGUGGUGGUUCUGGCAAGGGUGGUACAGGCGCAAAGGGAACAACAGUGGGCACAGGAGGCGGGGGAGUGGUAGUCAUUUUGAAUGAACCGCACUCCACUCUUCACCACCCCAUGAGCCCCCCUAUUCCGUCCCCUCCCCCCCCGCCCAUGCCCACCCCCAGCCACGCCCUGACACACUGCUCCUCGCCGCUGUACAAGCCGAUGCACGCCGGCCGGCUGCGAGAGUGGAUGGAUUUCCACCGCGCUGUUCACCGCGUCGACCUCUUCCUGCUCUACGAUGCGGGCGGCGUGGACGGCGCGGUUCGGCACGCUCUGCAUCCGCUGCUGGCGGGCGGCACAGUGCAGGUCGCGGAUCUCAGAGAUGCCGCCCGGUUCGAGAGCUACCACCAUGCACAGCUCCUAGCAAUGAAUGACUGCAUAUUCCGCACGCGCUACCUCUCCCGCUGGACGCUCUUUCUCGACUUCGAUCACUACAUCACCCUCCCCAACGCGCUCAUCUCCAAAAUCUAUCCCCCCACCACCACUUCCACUGCCGCCAUCAUAACCACUACCACUACCACUCCCACCACCGCCACCACUGCCACCACUGCUGCUACUGCCCUUCCCAAGGCGCUCCUGGCUGACCCGAGCAACAGCAGGGCGCUCUCUCUGCUGGCGUUCCUUGACGGAAGAGGCCAGAGUCUUGACGCGAGAGGGCAGGGGCAGGGGGAGGGCGAGGAGGGGUGGACGUGGGUGAGCUUUGGCUGCUUUGUCUUCUCCGUCGAUCGCUGCGCUCCUUUGCCCGACAUUAGUGAAGGGGACGAGUGGGCGGUGGAGCGCAUGGUGUAUCGGGACCCUGAGCCCUACUGCAGGGAGAACAGCAGCUACAGUGAUAAGACCGUGUGCCAAAAGGCUGAUGGCCUCCGCAAAUACGCCAUCAACCCGCGGAAAACCCUCGUGGUUCAGAGCAACCGAAUUUUGAAUGCGGAGCCUGGAGGGUACAUAGCGCCCACGGGGAGUGUGCGUAUAAAUUACUUCAAAGGGCUUUCGGAACGAGAGCGCAGCACUUGCGAGAUUAUCAUGCCGAAUGCUGAUGGUACCAUUGAUGCCAACUUGACUCAAGAUUACUCCGUUUCGAAUCUAGCUGUUGCCGAGGAGGAGGAGGAGGAGGAGGAGGAGGAGGAGGAGGAGGAGGAGGAGGAGGAGGAGGAGGAGGAGGAGGAGGAGGAGGAGGAGGAGGAGUGGGGUGAGGAGGAAGAGGAGGAGGAGUGGGGGGAGGAUUGGGGGGAGGAGGAGGAGGAGGAGGAGGAGGAGGAGGAGGAGGAGGAGGAGGAGGAGGAGGAGGAGGAGGAGGAGGAGGAGGAGGAGGAGGAGGAGGAGGAUGAGAAGCAGAAGGAUGAGGAGGAGGAGGAGUUGAGCACUGAGGGGAUAACGGAGCAAGAGCAACAGCAGGUUCAGCAGUCUCUGAAGCAACUGUUUGGUGACGGGGAGGCGCAGGAAGCUACUAUUGUUGCUGCUGUUCGUAACGCUGCUGGUGGUGAUGAUGGUUCCAGUGGUAGCAGCAGCAUAGGUGGUGGUGGUGUUGAUGUUGAUAUCUGGGCGGCAUGGCAAGCAUCUGGUGACACGUGGCACACCCACAGGGACUCUGUGCGGCUUAUAGUUUUCAACGCCGCUGUCCAGCUGGCACUGGACGAGUGCAUUGGCAGGUCGUCUCGCCUCCCCGCCGCCUCGGGCCCAUCAUUCCUCACUUCGAUGGCAGCAGCUGUCGGCCUUUCGCCAUGCGUGGCCCUCGCAGCAACACUCAAGGGAGUGGUUGCUAGGCUGGAAGCAGAGCUCGUCGCUUGCAAUGACUUGAUCGAAGCUUUUAUGUGGCGCCAUGCAAACGUCAAGCUGCGCCAGAUAGCGAAUCUGCUCUCUGAAUUCACUCCCCCUGCCAUCUUGCCUGAGCUAGUGUCGACAGCCCAUCGUCUGGGUGUCAUGCUGACUCGCUGGCAGCGAGAGGAGCUGGCAUGGAUGUAUGAGAGGGCUGCUGGUCCCGAGCAUGUGGUGCUCGUGAGGAUAGCACUUGGGGUAUAG